Molecule: messenger RNA, 9007 nt
Organism: Mycetomoellerius zeteki
Lineage: Eukaryota; Metazoa; Arthropoda; Insecta; Hymenoptera; Formicidae
Gene: dom
Product: domino helicase
Exons: 34
Coding region: 310-8901 (2863 amino acids)
Biological process (GO): chromatin remodeling
Cellular component (GO): Swr1 complex
Molecular function (GO): ATP binding; histone binding; ATP hydrolysis activity
Source: RefSeq, a predicted model, not a curated record
CCCGGCGUUGCGGCGACGACCGGGAUCCAGGUUCACCGAAUUCCACCGAGUUCGCGAGUCCUACCUCGUGCGCCUCGAGAUUGGCCGAGAUGGCGAUCGAGAUUCCCGCGCGCAAAAAUGCCGCUCGCUGGCGGCGGCAGAGGCACGCGUUCGCACGCGAGGGACGCACGUGCGCGCACGAAUCGACGAUCGAACGGCGCACCGCCCGCACUUGUCGGCCCCGGCAACGCGAGACCCCGACACGGCAGCACGCGAAAACGACGAGGAUGGAGUGAUUCGAGAGAGGAUCGAUGCACGGCGUAACGUGCAAUGAGUGAUAAACAGGGUGCACCUAUUUUACCACCCCUUAGUCGGGGUGCGGCUAAUAAUGGCGGAAAUAACGGAAGUUCAGCUCAACAGACUGUCAGUCUGCAGCAAGUUAUCGCUACCGCUCAAGGCCUCAAUGUGCUUGCUACUACCAGUGGGCAACAGUUUGUUAUUACGACUCAGGUUCCUGGUCUCACACAGGUCAUACCGAAUAAUGCUACAACUAACGCGAGCGGCACGCAACAAGUUACAAGGAUCGUCAACAUCGCGGGUACGCCACCGCGCAACGCUGUCGGAAUUGGCGGCACGUCGCCGUCGACAGUGUCACGGCCACAGAACUCUAAGCUUAUGCUGACAACGUCGCCGAAACUUGUACGCACUUCCUUAAGCAAUAUGUUUGUAGCACCGACGUCAUCACAGGUCUCAUCGCCGCAGGUGCAGGUGCAAUCGCCUUCACCAGCGAGGAAACGGCUGAAAUUGUCGGAAACGACGAAAUUGGAGAAACCGAUUCUAUUUGAUGCUAGCGACUGUCGUAGACGAAUAAUGGAGCACAAGAUGCGACGGAUGCGCAGCGUACGUGAAAAGUAUGCGGAAAAUGCAUCGGAACUGUUCUUUCUGCACACCGGCGGCAACAUGAUGGAGUAUUAUACCUGGCGGAAGCGAUCUCCGACGCCGCAGUUAGUGCACUUUCUGCGUCAGCAUCAACUCGACCCGGAUGACGAUGACGAAGAUCUGACUGCGCCACUGUCGUCGAUACCAGAAUUCUCGCAGCUAUCUGCUGUUACAACUACUGUUACCACUACUACGACCGUUACCAGCGCUAUUGUCACCGCUACCACCACCGUCACAACCGUCACGUCCGGCUCCACGGUGGUCCAGAUCCCGAAUCAAAGAGCAGAAGUUAAAAUCGCUGGGGCGGGCGUCACACCAGUAGCGGUGUCCACCACCCUGCCUGCUGCGGCUCUAGCCCAACUCAGUCAAGGUGGAACGUCGGUGGUUACAGGCUCGUCGAAACUGACGACUACGGUCGCGAGUUCGGUGGUAGAAAAGUCGUCGCCGUCUAUAAUCACCGUGGCCACCCCGAAAUCGUCUGUGACUACAGCUACGCUCAAUAGUCCACAACCUAUCGUUAAGCUCGUUAAGUUGUCUACACCCACUACCAUAACUACUUCCUGUGAUAUCUCGAACAAUCAGGAGCAAAUUGUGGAAAAAGCUAAGCAGGAGGCGUACGUAAUGCAAAGGAUUGCGGAAUUGCAACGCGAAGGAUUAUGGUCGGAACGGCGAUUGCCCAAGGUGCAGGAACCGACUCGAACCAAAGCUCAUUGGGAUUACUUGCUAGAGGAAAUGGUCUGGUUGGCCGCUGACUUCGCCCAAGAACGUAAAUGGAAAAAGGCAGCAGCAAAGAAAUGCGCGAGAAUGGUGCAGAAAUACUUUCAGGAAAAGGCGAUUCAAGCACAGAAGGCUGAGAAAUUGCAGGAACUUCGGCUGAAGAAAAUUGCCAGCUUAGUCGCCAAGGAGAUUAAAACUUUCUGGGCAAAUGUCGAGAAAUUGGUGGAGUAUAAGCAGCAAACGAGGCUAGAAGAAAAACGAAAGAAGGCAUUGGAUCAACAUCUAAAUUUCAUUGUGGGUCAAACAGAGAAAUAUUCCACAUGGUUGACAGAAGGUCUCAACAAGACCGACGGUCCACAGAGUAUUCCAGCUUCCAUAAAUAGUUCACGUAUCUCUUCGCCAAUCCCAGUGGGAAAAUGUCAUUCCGAUGAGGAAUUCCAGCCAAAUCAGAGUUCAGAUGAUGACGAGGAGACCAUAGCUAAAGCCGAAGAAGAAAUGAAAACGACCAAUCACAAAGAGGAAGUUGAGUUGUUAAAAAAAGAAUCAGAAAUACCUUUGGAAGAUCUUUUGAAGGACUUACCACCAGAUUAUUUAGAGCAUCGAAAUAGAAGUCUAUCGCCGAAUAACACAACGAACGAAGAGGAGCAAAAUGAAAAUGAAGCGGUUGACGCAGAUGCAGAUUUCGUCGCAGCAUCUGGUGAAUCCACGGAUGAGGAAGAUACUAUCAUGGAAGAGGAAAGGCUUGAGGGAGAAAUCGAUCAUAAGCGAGAACUCGAUGAACUUAAGGCUGAUAAUGAAAUGUCUAUCGACGAACUCGCUGCCAAAUAUGCUAAUAUGUCGGAUAUGUUGGACGAGGAUGAUGAGGCUGAAGGUACGGAUAAAGAAAGCGAACGGGGAACGCAGGAGAUCGAAGACCAAAUAAGUAGCAACGAGAGUGAAAGCGAAGAGAGUGAUCACGAUAGUGAUGAAGAUGAGACUCAGACUCAGAGCGAUCCCGAGGCGGAUGUAGGACUUCAAUCGCUUCUCGAAGACCCCUCCGCGGAAAAACAAUCAGAGAAUAAAGUCGCAGAAGAUGAUAAUUCGGAUGCUCAUAAUGAAAUGGAUAACGUUGCCGCGUUGGCCGAAAGCAUUCAGCCUAAGGGAAAUACAUUACUCACCACUAGUGUUGUCACUAAAAUACCUUUUCUUCUGAAACACUCUCUUCGCGAGUAUCAGCACAUAGGAUUGGAUUGGCUUGUCACGAUGUAUGAAAGAAAGCUAAACGGCAUUCUGGCUGAUGAGAUGGGUCUAGGUAAAACUAUACAAACUAUUGCGUUGUUGGCGCAUCUGGCCUGCGAGAAAGGAAACUGGGGGCCACAUCUUAUAAUCGUGCCGACUUCUGUGAUGCUCAAUUGGGAAAUGGAAUGUAAAAAGUGGUGUCCUGGAUUCAAAAUACUGACAUAUUAUGGCACACAGAAGGAAAGGAAACAAAAGAGAACAGGUUGGACAAAACCAAACGCCUUCCAUAUAUGCAUUACGUCCUACAAGUUAGUAAUACAAGAUCACCAAAGCUUUAGACGGAAAAAGUGGAAAUACCUUAUUUUGGAUGAGGCGCAGAAUAUCAAGAAUUUCAAAUCGCAGAGGUGGCAAUUACUUUUAAACUUUCAGACACAACGGAGAUUACUUCUUACUGGCACACCUCUUCAAAACAAUUUAAUGGAACUAUGGUCGCUUAUGCACUUUCUUAUGCCUAAUGUCUUUCAAUCGCAUCGUGAAUUUAAAGAGUGGUUUAGCAAUCCUGUCACAGGCAUGAUCGAAGGGAACAGCGAAUACAACGAGAACAUAAUCCGCCGUCUACAUAAGGUGUUGCGGCCUUUUCUUUUAAGACGAUUAAAAACUGAAGUAGAAAAGCAAUUGCCGAAGAAAUAUGAACACGUGGUCAUGUGCCGUUUGUCAAAGCGUCAGAGAUUUCUGUACGAUGACUUCAUGUCGAGGGCCAAAACGAAGGAAACACUCGCCAGCGGGAAUCUGUUGAGUGUGAUUAACGUAUUAAUGCAACUACGAAAGGUGUGUAAUCAUCCAAACCUGUUCGAGGUGCGACCGACCGUUUCGCCAUUUCAAAUGGAAGCGAUUGAGUUCAUGACCGCUUCGUUAGUCUGGAGUGUGCUCGAUUAUGAUCCUUUCAAGCACAUCGAAUUGUCUAGCUUGAACCUUUUGCUGUUGAACUUGGAGAUGAUGUUCAGUGCAUUCGUUGCACACAGAGUGAAACGUCUGCGGACGCCUAGAAAGUUAAUAGAGGAGACAGAUAGUCAACCGGAAUCACCGCCGAGAUGUCCGUCUGGUCGAAUCAAGAUCAACGUUAGAUUAUCGAAUCAAGCGAAACCGCAGCAGCAACAGCAAACGCAGACUAGGCUAAAGAAUCUGGCUGGCGUAUUACCCACGCCAAGAGUGGGUACGUCCCCCUUGAUAAAGUCAUUAAAUACCAGCCAGAGUGGUCCGGGACAAGGUGUUACAUUGAGAGUUGCUGGUGGUCAACAAUUACAAGGAUAUUCUCUACAACUGGUGCCGCAUCAGGCUGGCGUGAAAGCUUUUCCUAUGGCAACGUUGGGGAAUAAUCCACAAAGUACUAGCGUAACAACUACCACAACAGCGACGAACGCGCAAAGAAUCACAGUGGGAAACGCUAGCAUCAGAGAUGGCAUUCAACGACUGGCGACACAAACUGUCACGGUCAAACAAGGCGAUUCCGUCCAGAGAAUAGCGGUGCCUAGUUUCGCGCAACUAGUUCAAACCUCUACCGGCAGACACUUUAUUUUAACACCGAGUCAACAGAAUACUAACACAGUUUCAUUUCCAGUCAUGACAUCGAGCGGAUCACGUUUUACGGUGCUGUCUAAAUCGAUAAUGGGUUUGGCCACAUCGGGUGCUACGACGGUGAAUAAGGUUGUGAGCGGAGUAGUGACAACGCCAAGUGGUCGACCCAUCAUGAGGGUACCUCCUCUGAACGUGACAGCAUCGCAAUCAUCACCAAGUGGAAACAACAACCAACAGACAGCUAACCAGCAACAAUCGCAAUCGAUACGUGGUAUUGUUACCAGACAAGCUCAGAAAGAGAUCGCGAAAGUGCAGAAUAAGGAACAGCCCAAAUCUGAAUUUUAUUUGUCUCAAUUGGAGGAGGAAAGGAGACAGAGGAGACAGAACAAAUUGCAUCUCCUCGCAGAUAUCAAUGAACGAAGAUGCGCGGCGUGUCCACUUUACGGUGAAGAUCUGUUUAUGGCUUUGAGAAUUGGCAAACCCGCGACAGCCUGUCGCUGGCACAAUGGUUGGGUGCAUUGUUCAAAGACUCAAGAAAAGAUUCAUACUCGGAAAGAGUUCUUUUCACACACGGAAGCACUUGCGGAAGCUAUCAAAAGCACGGAGCAGAUUGUUGAAGAGCUCAAAGAGGUCUUUGAAAGAUAUGUAAUCUACGUGCCGGCUGUGCGCGCUCCAGUUCCUCGGUUCCAUGUGUCCCAUCCGCCGCCGCACAAGUUAUGGGAUGAGCGUCGUCUAUGGACUGAAUUACAGCAACAAGUGUCGCCGAAAUUAUCUCUAUUCCAUCCAAUUUCGAGCCACAUGCUCACGCAGUUUCCCGAUCCCAGACUGAUCCAGUACGAUUGCGGCAAGCUGCAAUCGUUGGAUCGUCUGUUGAGAAAGCUGAAGUCUGAAAAUCAUCGAGUCCUCGUAUUCACGCAGAUGACCAGAAUGCUGGACGUAUUAGAAGCCUUUUUGAAUUUCCAUGGACACAUAUAUCUGCGACUAGAUGGUACAACUAGAGUGGAUCAACGUCAGGUUUUGAUGGAAAGGUUCAACGGCGAUAAGCGAAUAUUUUGUUUUAUCCUGUCGACGAGAUCUGGUGGUGUCGGUGUGAAUUUGACGGGAGCGGACACAGUGAUAUUUUAUGAUAGUGAUUGGAAUCCUACGAUGGAUGCCCAGGCGCAAGACAGAUGUCACAGAAUAGGACAAACGCGAGACGUACAUAUCUACAGAUUAGUUAGUGAGAAAACUGUUGAAGAAAACAUUUUGAAAAAGGCAAAUCAGAAACGAUUGCUAGGAGAUCUCGCUAUUGAAGGCGGCAAUUUCACCACGGCGUACUUCAAAAGUUCUACUAUUCAAGACCUGUUUAACAUCGAUCAAACUGAGAACGAUGCGUCAGCGCGAAUGGCUGAAGUGCUCGAACAGAAUCGGGAUCGAGAGAAGGCCUACAGCAAGGAUAUGGCAGUGGGAUCAUUUCAGAGUGGUUUGUCAGGACAGCAUACGGAGGAAAAGGCAGCGAUGGGUGCUCUUGAGAGCGCUCUCGCUGCUGCUGAGGAAGAUCUUGAUGUUCUGGCUGCAAAGACUGCGAAAGCAGAAGCUGUCGCCGAUCUCGCUGAAUUCGAUGAAAACAUUCCGCUGGAAGAAGCUGAUAAAGACGACACACAAGUUAGCAAAGCAGAACAGGAAGUUCAAAAUCUGAUUGCUCAGCUGACUCCAAUUGAACGAUAUGCGAUGAAGUUCGUCGAGGAAUCCGAAGGUGCGUUCUCCGCGGCGCAAUUGGCCGCAGCCGAACGGGAACUCGAGGAGCAGAAAAAGGAGUGGGAAUUGGACCGGUUGCGGGCAUUGCGCGAGGAGGAGGAACGGUUGCGUAAGGAAACGAAGCGGGCCAAAACUGUACCAAAUUCGCUGGAAGACGAGGGCGGCUCUAAUGAUAUUUGGUUAUCGGAACACACGAUGGAACAAAUGCCAAUGUGGUGUCCGCCAACACCCCCUACAACGGAUAACGAUGUAUAUAUCGAUUACUCUCUUGGAUUUUUGUAUGAAAAUAUCCCCAUGACAGAGGCUCAACUGCCGCCGAUUUACGUGAAGAAGGAUCGGAACAGAAGCAGAAUCGAUAUUGGUAUCACUGAUGAUGGUUGUCGACCGGCGAAAAUGAUGCGCCAUAAGGAGGAGUCCGUGCAUGCGCCAAGGUCGCUCUUUGAUCGGCCGUCACCGGCAUUGAUGAAGAUGCGUCGCGACAUGAAGCUGUAUAAAUAUCGUGCGAUUGUACGUCCCCCUAUGCCGGUCUUGAAGACUUCGUCACACGUGACGAAAACUUCACCGGAGCCGGAUCAAGCUAUGGACUGGUUGGUCUACGAGGAAUGGGGCUUGUUACAUUCCAUCCAAAACUAUCAGAACUUACCACUAAACACAAUGAUUCUCUCGCCCGGUCAUACGCCUAAUUGGGAUAUGGUUGCCGAUUCCAUUAACAAUGGCGCACGUUUAUACAGAUCACCCAAGCAUAGCAGAAACAGAUAUGAAUCUGUGAUAAUACCCAGGGAGGAGGGUAAAUUACUGUACGACACUGCGCCGAAGAAACAGAAAAAGCAAAAGACGAGUGUUUACAAAACGCUGUCAGUCUCUGAGCAACAAAGCAAGAGCAACAGAAUAAUGAGAACAUCGCAAUUACACAAUCAGGACAGAAAUGUCUCCUUCACGUCGACAGGUAAUCAGAGAUACGAAAUCAUGAAGUCAGUUUCUAACAAGCGAACGCCUACUGUAAAACCAACAUCCAUCGUGAAUUCAAUGAGGAAUAAUCCGAGCGUCGAUGUCCUGGCUACCGACUACAAAAUACUGGUCGAUAAUCCAUCAACACCGAUUGAAAUUGCUACGCGACGUGCUGAUAGGAUCAAGCUAGAGAAGCUAAAUAAAGCAUCACAGGUUUUAACUCCGGAACAACAACAACAGGUAGCAGCACGACUCUUGCAACAUCAACAGCAACAACAAGCCGCCCAACAGCAACAGCUGAAAUUACAGCAGCAACAGACUCAACAACAGGCUGGACAGCAAGCAAUCGCAAAUUCUGUUGCAUCUCAAAUUCAUCAAUUGACACAAGCAGCGGUACCUAGCACGAAGGUUGCGACUAACGUGAAUUUGAGCAAUGUAACAACUACAACGGCAACGGCCACUACAGUGGUUAAAGCUCGACCAGGAGGAGGACAAAUGCAGGACGUAAGAACGACAUCGGCAAACGCGAAUAUCCAGCAGGCGGCUCAACGAACUGCCACAAGUUUAGUGUCUGCUGGUCAAACUUCCGCUGGCGCGGCAAGUGGUCAAAAGGGAGGCCUGGUAGGCGUCACGAUGGCCACAGCAGCAUCGGGAAAUAAGAUCCCAACGCCGGCACAGGUGCAAUACUACAGGCAGCAGCAGCAACAGCAGCAGGUAUUAUUGCGGCAGCAGCAGCUUAAAGUAUUACAGGCUCAAGCUGCUAGCGGUCAAAAAGUGUCUGUCGCGGUGUCGGCUACGGCGGCAGCAGCGCAACAACGAGCUACCUUGAUGAAGCAGGGUAUUGGUUCGGUUGGUACUGCGGGCGCCGCAACACCGCAGACCGCUGUGGGCAAACCAACAAUGACUAGAACACUGUCCGAUACUGAAUUAGCUGCUGCGUUACUGAAGCGACAGGCAUUACAGCAGCAAGCGAAGGCGGCUGCUGCCGCAGCGGUUGCGCAAGGGCAGGUACCUACACCAACGGGACUUACACCGGCACAGAUCUUCGCUCAGGCUGGUCUGCAAGUGCAACAGGCAGGGACUUCCGCGGGUGGUACUCCGGUAGCGACACUUGUGAAGACGACCAAUAUGCCGGGUAUCCGCACCGCGACUCCCCAACAGAUCCGACAGCUCGCAAUUCACCCGCAGAUUAUCACGCAGAGAAAACUACCGGCACAGAAAGUCGCGCAGUUAGCUCAAGUCGCAAAUAAAGCUGGUGUGCAAGCGCAAUUGAUCGUGCAACCUACUAAAUCGCUGCCUACAACCAUGACGGUACAGCAAAUUCAUCAAGUGAUGAAACAUGUGCAGCCCUCGACGAUGCAGCAAUUUAGUCAUGUCUCCACGGGGCAAACGGUGUCUCAGGCUAGUCAAGUUGUAUUAGCUAAAUCACCGUUGCAAACUCGUGUAAUACCAGUUGCAUCUGCAUCCCUUAAGCAAACUAUUCAAAUGGUGACUGCCAGCAAUCCUCAGCUACGACAGUCCACGCCUAUCCAAGGAAAACCUGUUACUAGUGCGGUAAGACGAAGUCCUGGUCCAGGUUCUAGCCCCAGUACAAGCACAAGCCCGGGUGCCGCAGCUUCCGGUUCCACAGUUGCUGCGGGUACCAGCCCUGCCGUAGGUGCUACUUCCGUGUCCGCCUCGAAUCUAACUUCAUCUGUUCUUGGUCAAGUGAGAUUGCAAACUUUAACACAGCAAGUACAGCAACAGCAAACACAGCAACAGACUCAACAGGAUACUCAACCAAAAUAGCUUUGUUUUACGAUUGUAUGGCGAUCGUUGAAAUUGUAUUGGGAAAUUCAGAAACCAAAUUGGUUUCACAUGUUAAAAAGUAAAAAAAAUUAUAGAUAUUACGAUA